This is a messenger RNA of Heterobasidion irregulare TC 32-1, 240 nucleotides long. RefSeq lists its product as uncharacterized. The record is from RefSeq and is a predicted model, not a curated record. Gene Ontology annotation, cellular component: mitochondrion; respiratory chain complex IV. The coding region runs from base 1 to 240 and encodes 79 amino acids. The transcript has 3 exons. Lineage: Eukaryota; Fungi; Basidiomycota; Agaricomycetes; Russulales; Bondarzewiaceae.
AUGAACCGCGGGGGCCACGUGGGAAACACGCGCGUUUCCAAAUUCACCGUCGCGGUCGUCGUGGUCGUCCCUGGCAGCGAAGGCGACAGAUGCAACGCGCAGAAUAAAGCUUUCCAACAGAACUGCGCGAAGAGCUGGGUGGACUACUUUAACAAGCGUCGGGUCCUCGCCGAGCAGCAGAAACCCAUCCUCGUGCAGGCGAAUAUGCAGGCCGAGGAGGCCAAGCGGAAGGCUUCUUGA